Messenger RNA from Chroicocephalus ridibundus (black-headed gull), 2500 nucleotides. RefSeq names its product collectrin, amino acid transport regulator (gene CLTRN). The transcript has 7 exons. The record is from RefSeq and is a predicted model, not a curated record. NCBI's taxonomy places the organism in Eukaryota, Metazoa, Chordata, Aves, Charadriiformes, Laridae. The coding region runs from base 139 to 843 and encodes 234 amino acids. Gene Ontology annotation, cellular component: plasma membrane; extracellular exosome. Gene Ontology annotation, biological process: positive regulation of amino acid transport.
GCUGAUGCUUUAAUCCUGGGUCACAGAAAGUUUAAGAGUGCUUUACAGGGGAGACUCACUUCUUUUUGCCUCAACCUUUCCACACUGACGGGAUGUUACGGGUUUUGCUGCUUACUCUCUUUGUAGUUGCUGUUGCUGAUGCUGAGCUCUGCAAACCAGAUGCACAAAAUGCUUUCAAAGUGCGGCUUAGUAUCAAAACAGCUUUGGGAGAUAAUGCAUUUAAGUUCCCAGACCGGCACGCAUUAUCACAGUAUGCUUACACCUUCCUUCAUUCACAAGGCAAGAGUGUAUACCUGGGAUGCCAAUGAAGAGUACCUCUUCAAAGCAAUGGUGGCUUUUGCAAUGAGAAAAUAUUCCAGGAAGAGCACAACUCAAAUUUCCAAUGUGCUGCUCUGCAAUGUGACAGAUCGGGUGUCAUUUUGGUUUGUGGUCACAGAUUCUUCCAAAAAUGUGACAACUGUUCCUGGAAGUGAGGUAGAGGCAGCCAUCAGGAUGAACCGGAACAGAAUCAACAGCGCAUUCCUACUGAGUGAGAAAACGCUGCAGUUCCUGAAGAUAACCUCAACUUUAUCACCUCCUGUUGAACCGUCCACACCUGUCUGGCUUAUCGUAUUUGGUGUUGUUCUUUGUCUCAUUGUGGCUGCAAUUGUUUUCCUCAUUGUUGCAGGGAUUCAGCAACGCAAGAAAAAGAAUAAAGAGUCAACAGAGAGAGAAAAUUUAGAAGAGAAAGACGAAGUGACAGUAACAGUAGAAAAUGGCAGUCCUUGCGAAGCGCUGGAUUUAAAAGCAGGCCAUGUUAAUGGAGUCUUUGCAGCAGAUGAUGAACGGUUCACGUCCUUAUGAAAUGCUGCCAUUGCUAUCUGGUGUUUUUUGAAAGACUCCUGUGUCUACCUUAUCUCGUCACUACUCCUGAAUGUCAAGCAUGAAGACAAGAAAAAUGUCCUUUCACUUAAUUUCCCUCGAGAGAACCUUUUGCUGAUAACACAUCCACUCGAACCUCCAUUGCAAAGCUUUUGUUCAUGAGCAAAGCAAAUGAGAAGACCUCAGAUUAUAUCCAUUAAAGAUUUCCAGAAGAUGUGUGGCCAAACAGGGGUGAAACCUGCCUUGUGUCAGACAUUUAAUUUUAAUGAUUAUUUAAAUAUGUCCAUUGCUUGUUUUUCCCUGAGGUGAAUGUGAAACGGCAUUAUUCCUGCAUGUCACGGGGGAGAUCAUCUAUCAUUGUCAAUUCUUGCUGGGCUUUCUUUCAAGCCAUAUGCAAAAGUUUCUCUGUAAAAUGUAAAAUUCUGUUUGCUGAUAUGCAGUAAGCCUUUGGAUGGAAUAGUGAUCAGUGCAUGAAAGUUUUCAUUUAUUGAGGAAAAAAAAAAGCAAGCUUUGGCAGCCUCCAUAAGAGCAAGUUAAAAAGCAUCUGGGUCAUCUAUAGCUUUAGGGCUAGCAAAGAUCUGGUGCUUAAAGUGUUUUUCACUUAGCAGUUAAAGUCACAGAUUACAUGACCUGGAAAUCAAAAGUUGCAAAAGUUUGAAAUUUGUUGAAAUUAAAAGUUGCAACAAAGGGCAGAUUUUCCAAAGGUGCAGUCUCUGCUUAGUGGCCCAGCUCCCAAUAAAUCUAUGAGGCCAUUUCACAGCUCUUUGAAAAAAUCUUACAUUUUUAAAUAAUAAAACUAGAGUAGAUUUCCAACACAUAGCCAACCCGGGGUCAGAUGAACCUUCAUGUGACAGCUGGAUAGCUUUUGAAAGACUCGGUGCUUGAAACACCAGCUGCUGGCCUUGGUGCACCUGAGCUGGAGGAGAACGUGUAGGUGGUGGUAAGUUGGCAAAGACCAUUCAGUUCUGUGUUUCCUUUUUGCGUGGCUGGGAGUUGAGGGCAUCAAAUGGUGCCAGACCCUGAACUGCAUUGUUGGAUUACUUUGGAGUCCACCAUACAUAGAGACUGCGCUAUCUGUGCCCUAAUCGCAUUCCCAUUUAAAUCAGUGAUAAAAUUCUGACUGAUUUCAGAACUGGGCCCCAGUAAAGGGGAGUUGUAUGUGUGGGUAACUGUACACAGAGAAUGGAAGUGUGUUGAAGCAAAUGAUAUCUGCAGUCACCAAAUAGCUGCCCACGUUACUGGAGGCAGGAUUUGACCAUUAGCCAUCCUGUUUCCAGUGUCAUGUUUGGAGGCAAUAUUAGAAAACCCAUUUACUUAUGAGGGUUAUUCCCUCAGACUCCUCACCAACAGGAAUGGGGUAAAACAGGGUAAAAGCUGCUUGUAAAGGACAAUCCAGUGUUCUGAAGGAUACAAAGGUUUCUUGUCUCCCAAAGUACAAAUUCUUCAGCAUUUUGGCUGUUUUGAGCACCUUUGGCUGCCCAUUUGACUCAGUGCUGGCUCUUGGGAACGGGGUGAGCAGAAGAAGAGGAAUGGAGAGGAGAAGGGGAAGCAGCAAGAAGGGAAGAAGCUGAGCGAGGGAAGGCUAGAGGAGGCGGGGAGAGAAGGGCUAAAUGCAAAAUAAAACUAUGGAACCCACUGA